Phytomonas sp. EM1 is the source of this 1587-nucleotide messenger RNA. The record is from the annotation of a GenBank genome assembly. Lineage: Eukaryota; Euglenozoa; Kinetoplastea; Trypanosomatida; Trypanosomatidae.
AUGCCCCUAAUUGAAGUUCAUAACCCCAAUGUUAAGUACGGGGAGGAACACAUCGAAUCCCGCUACGUUUACCGCAGCAACCGCGUCUGUCAAGGCGCAGGAGGUGCCAUCCAAGUCGAGACGAUCGACCAGACGUUGGAGUUCCGCACGGCGCGAAAAGUUCCGCGCGUGGGGGCCAUGUUCGUUGGGUGGGGUGGCAAUAAUGGCUCGACGGUCACCGCGGGUAUUUUAGCGAACCAACGGAAGUUGCGAUGGCGUACCCGCCGUGGGGAGCAGACCGCGAACUACUACGGCAGUCUCACGCAAUCCAGCACUCUCAACCUCGGUUUAACGCGCGAAAUGGCCGAGGUUUUUGUUCCGCUGACGGAUCUCCUGCCGAUGGUCUCCCCAAACGACUUGGUGCUCAGCGGGUGGGAUUGCAAUCGGAUGAACCUCGGCGAUGCCAUGCGCCGCGCGGGUGUUUUAGACGUCCCCCUGCAAGACGCCCUCUACGAUCACAUGAAAGGCCUAACCCCACUACCGGCGGCCUUUGAUAUCAACUUUCUAGCCGAAAACCAGGCCGAGAGGGCGGAUAACGUCAUGACGACGGCGAAUAAGUGGGAUACCGUAACCCAGUUGCGCUCGGAUAUCCGAAAGUUCAAGGCGGAGAACGCGCUUGACAAGGUGAUCGUCCUGUGGACCGCGAGCACGGAGAGGUUCUGCACCCACGAAGCCGGUAUCCACGGCAGCGCCGACAAACUCCUCGCGGCGAUUCAAGCCAACGUCGCGGAGAUCGCGCCCUCGGUGCUUUACGCCGUCGCCGCGAUCUUGGAGGGUUGCAGCUUUAUCAACGGCUCACCCCAGAACACCCUUUGUGGAGGGCUGGUUGAAUUAGCGCAGCGCCACCGUGUUUUCGUCAGCGGCGAUGACUUCAAAUCCGGUCAAACCAAGAUGAAAAGUGCCCUAGUGGAGUUCUUCGUGGGGGCUGGCCUAAAGCCCGAGUGCAUCGCGAGCUACAAUCACCUCGGAAACAACGACGGCUACAACCUCUCCGAGCCACAACAGUUCCGCUCAAAAGAAAUCACCAAGAGUAACGUGGUGGAUGACAUGAUCGACUCCAACAAGAUCCUGUUCCCAGAGGGUAGCAAGAGGCCGGACCAUUGCGUCGUGAUCAAGUACCUGCCCUACGUCGGGGAUAGCAAGCGCGCCCUGGACGAGUACAAUUUCUCAAUCUUCAUGGGUGGGGAGCAGAUCGUAGCGCUGCACAACAUCUGUGAGGACUCACUACUCGCCUCGCCGAUCAUCAUCGAUCUGCUGGUUCUGACGGAGCUCAUGGAGCGCGUGGAGAUCCGCGUCGACACGGAGGACGGCGCCUCAUUCGAGCCGAUGGAUGCUGUGCUGUCGAUUCUCUCGUACUUUUUAAAGGCGCCGCAGGUCCCGAAAGGAACUCCGGUUAUCAACGCGCUGAAUCGGCAAAAGCAAGCCAUCGAGAACGUCCUACGCGCCUUGGUGGGGCUGCCUGCUGAUAGCGGCAUGUUGCUUGAGUGCCGUAUUCCGGCCCUCCGUGCAGCCCACGAGGGUGCUUUCUCUGCCGCACACCGAGAAUGA